Messenger RNA from Schistocerca piceifrons (Central American locust), 1663 nucleotides. RefSeq names its product aldehyde dehydrogenase-like. The record is from RefSeq and is a predicted model, not a curated record. The transcript is spliced from 13 exons. Bases 1 to 1596 code for a protein of 531 amino acids. Lineage: Eukaryota; Metazoa; Arthropoda; Insecta; Orthoptera; Acrididae. Gene Ontology annotation, molecular function: aldehyde dehydrogenase (NAD+) activity.
AUGGACCACGAAUUUGCUGCUGCUGCUGCUGCUGAUGAUGAUGAUGAUGAAUGUACUGAUGAGUCCACUUACGCCAUGGAAGAACAGAUCGUAAUGAGCACAUGGGCUCAUGAACGACCCCAUGUAGGAAAAUCAGUAACAGAUAUUCAGCUUGAUGUCACUCUAUUCAUCAAUAAUGAAUUUGUUGACUCAGCAUCUGGAAAGAAGUUCCCCGUCAUAAACCCUUCUACAGGUGAAAAGAUUGCUGAUGUUGCAGAAGGUGACAAGAUUGAUAUAGACAGAGCAGUUGCUGCAGCAAAAGCUGCUUUUAACAGAAAAUCUGAAUGGAGACAAAUGGAUGCCUCAGCACGAGCAAAGCUCAUGAAUAAGUUAGCUGACCUAAUAGAAAGAGAUGCACAGCAGCUUGGGAAUUUACUAACAGCAGAGGGAGGUAAGCUUUAUUAUGGCGCCUGCUAUGAGGCUGUUCAUACUGCAAACACGCUGCGCUACUUCUCUGGAUGGUGUGACAAAAUCACUGGGAAAACAAUUCCUGCUGAUGGUCCAUUCUUUACAUAUACACGAAAGGAACCAAUUGGUGUAGUGGGGCAAAUUGUCCCAUGGAACUUUCCACUGACACUGACAGCACUGAAAUGGGGCCCUGCACUUGCCACUGGAUGUACAAUUGUAUUAAAGCCUGCAGAGCAGACUCCUCUCUGCAUAUUGUAUUUGGCUGCUCUUACAAAAGAGGCUGGAUUUCCUAAUGGUGUUAUUAAUGUCGUACCUGGUUAUGGACCCACUGCUGGAGCAGCUGUUUCUUCUCACCCAGACAUAGCUAAAGUUGCUUUCACAGGUUCUACACAGGUUGGGAAAAUAAUUAUGGAAACUGCCGCAAAAUCUAAUUUGAAAAAAGUCUCGCUUGAGCUUGGAGGGAAGAGCCCACUUAUUGUUCUUGAUGACGCUGAUGUUGAUGAAGCUGUGCAGAUAGCUCAUGAUGGAAUAUUCAUGCAUCAAGGGCAGAUUUGCUGUGCUGGUUCAAGAACUUACGUUCAUGAAAAGUUGUAUGAUGAAUUUGUACAAAAAUCAAAAAUUAAAGCAGAGGCUAGAAAAAUUGGUGAUCCAUUUGAUAAUAGUGUGCAGCAUGGACCACAGAUUGACGAGGACAGUUUCAAAAAAGUUAUGGAUUAUAUAAAAUCUGGGAAGGAGCAAGGAGCUCAAGUUGAGUGUGGUGGUGAUCGUUUUGGUGACAAGGGCUACUUUGUAAAACCUACUGUUUUUUCAAAUGUUACUGAUGAUAUGAAAAUUGCGCGUGAAGAGAUAUUUGGGCCUGUACAAAGUAUAAUAAAGUUCAAAACUAUAGAGGAGGUCAUCGAGAGAGCCAAUGAUACACUUUAUGGUCUUGCUGCUGGAGUUAUCACAAAGGAUAUUAACAAGGCUCUUACAAUUGCCAAUGCACUUGAAGCAGGUUCUGUGUGGGUGAACUGCUUCUUUGCACUUGGACCUCAGUCCCCAUUUGGUGGAUACAAGCUCUCAGGACUAGGAAGGGAAUGUGGAGAAGAGUCAUUGGAUGAAUACCUGGAAGUUAAAACAGUUGCAGUAAAGUUGCCUGUGAAAUUAUGAAGUGUUAAAAGCUGCUGUCUUCUGUUUUAUUCUUUGUUAUUCUAAAAUACAAUGUUACAUCCAUGUA